AUCAGGUCUCCACGCUGUUAGUCAUUGGCCCAGCAACACUGGCUCUGCCACCUCCUCCCUCAGUAUUUUCAGCUCCACUUAUAGUAUGAGUUCACAUGCGACUAGAUCAACUCCGGAACUGUAGCUUACAGCUGACAACAUUGCAUGACUGCUCAGUGCGUGGAACCUGCUAGAAAAAAAAGAAGCAACCUGUAGAGAGACAAGUUAUAUUUAUAGUAGUGGGAUCUCCUUGUUGUUCGCCGACUUCCUCAGACUAUGCUCUGUCUAAAGCAUUUAGGAGCAAUCAGCGCUGGUGUUUCGGUCAUUAGACAAGCGGGGAAAUUAGACAAUGGAAAUGGACAUUUGUUCCGAAGCAGUCUGAUCAGGCUGAUGCGCACGAGCGCAGCACUCCUGCAACAUCCACGUCAUCAGCACGUGAUGCUGGACUCGGAGACAGAGACGGACAGUAAGGGUGCAGGGUCUGGCCUGGAGGACCUCCUGUUUUACACGAUUACUCAAGGAGAGGAGAAAAUCUCAGUGGGACGCUUCAUCAGUGAAUUGGAGAGCACAGGAUUAUUGACUUCUGACCCUCGUUUGAGGAACUGCAUGCAGCAGCUCCAUCAUGCACUACAUGAGUCUGCUGGGACAGCAAUGAUGGACCAACAGCUCUUCAGGAAAUGUGCUGGCAGUAAUAUUGUCUUGCUCACUCAAGCCUUCCAGAAGAAGUUCAUCAUCCCAGAUUUCAUGACAUUUGCAUCCAAUAUUAACCAACUGUACUAUAAUGAACAAGCUGAGCAAGGAGGCCAAGUAGCCAACUACAUUCCUCAACUUGCUAAAUUUAGCCCUGAUCUCUGGGGUGUGGCUUUGUGCACUGUCGAUGGUCAGAGGCAUUCUGUAGGGGACACAAGGCAACCAUUCUGUUUGCAGUCAUGCAUAAUGCCACUUGAGUACGCUCUGGCUGUCCAUGAUUUUGGGACUGAGCAUGUGCAUACAUAUGUGGGAAAAGAACCCAGUGGUGUCAAAUUUAACAAAUUAAGUCUAAAUGAUGAUGAAAAACCUCAUAACCCGAUGGUUAAUGCAGGGGCCAUAGUGAUCAGCUCUCUUCUAAAGCCUGGUUUCAAGAAGGCCGAGAAAUUUGAUUAUAUGAUGGACUAUAUGAAGAGAAUGGCAGGUGGCGAAUAUGUGGGUUUCAGUAAUGCCACCUUUCAGUCAGAAAAAGAGACGGGUGAUAGAAACUUUGCAAUCGGUUAUUAUCUGAAGGAGAAAAAAUGUUUCCCUAAUAGUUCAGACAUGGUAUCAGCUCUUGAUUUCUACUUUCAGCUGUGUUCCAUCGAGGCUAACUGCGAGUCAGGGAGUGUCAUGGCCGCCACUCUAGCUAAUGGAGGAAUCUGUCCAAUCACAGGCGAGCAUGUGUUGAGUGGAGAGGCUGUGAGAAACACUCUCUGUCUCAUGCACUCCUGUGGCAUGAACGACUUCUCUGGCCAGUUUGCUUUCCAUGUGGGCUUGCCAGCUAAGUCAGGAGUGUCUGGUGCCAUGCUUUUGGUAGUUCCUAAUAUUAUGGGAGUGAUGUGCUGGUCCCCACCGAUUGAUCGUGUGGGUAACAGUGUACGAGGCGUGCACUUCUGUCAGGAGCUGGUUUCUCUCUUUAACUUCCAUAAUUAUGACAACCUGAGACACUUCGCCAAGAAACUGGAUCCUCGCAGACAUUCUGGCCAUGAUAGGAACAAGGCUGUAAUUGAGCUGAUGAUUGCAGCUUACAGUGGAGAUGUCUCAGCACUCAGAAGGUUUGCUUUGUCAGCAGUGGAUAUGGAGUUAAGGGAUUAUGAUUCUCGCUCGGCUCUGCAUUUGGCUGCCGCAGAAGGUCAUGUGGAAGCUGUGAAGUUCUUAACAGGGACAUGCAAAGUGAAUCCUCAUGUUAAAGACAGGUGGGGAAACACACCCCUGGAUGAUGCUAUGGAGUUUGGACAGCACAGUGUAGUUGAGGCGUUAAAGGAGUAUCAGCGCAUUUACUCCCACACCCUGAUGCCUGAGGAGAUCAUCACACAAGCCCAUGGUGAGGCAGAACUGGAUGCAGACGAUCUGGGGAACAUGGAGACUCUGGAGAAGCUUGUGUGAGAUAGAUGACACCAGCAUUUGAAUGAAAAUGCAUUCCUGAGAGAAAUAUAGUAAGAUGAUACAUUAGGAGUCUGCCAUGUAGAUGAAAGGUCAUAGACCAGGUGUGCUGUUGAUACUGAUGUACUGAUUAGUCUCAUGCUGAGUUCUCAUAUUAGAUCAUACCAUGCAGAUGAACACAGCUAUUAAUCAAAGUAUUAGGCUGCAUCCAUAAGGCUUGUGUGUAAUCCUUAGUCUUUUCCCCUAUGCCAACAGAAAACAAACCUGAGUAAUGUAAUAAGACACCAGGAAAUUUUUAUAACAUGACUUAGGUGUGAUGGAAGUAAAUAGUACAGUGCCCCUGAUGUCUUUGGAACUAUAAUUAUUUACCAAAACACAGGCACAUUUUAAAUCAGAUGUCAGAAAAAACUUGCAUGCUCCUGUAAAUAUUCAGUGAAUAAUAGCUUCAUUUAAAUGACAACAUUGUAGCACUUGCUCUAACAAGGUUUAAUCUUAAAACCUUUCAUAAAUUAGAGUAAAACUUCUGCCAUAAAUCCAUAAUAUGACAGUUUCACUUAUUUAAAAUAGAUGAACGCUUUACAGAUAUGGUAUGUGCUUUCAAAGCACUCAGGUGUUGUACAUGUUUGUAAAUAUGUGCAUAUUUUUGUGUAUAUAUAUAAUAAUAAUACAGCAAGGUUGUAUUUAUAUUUGAAAAAUGCAUAUUCUCUUAUUUAUUACAAUAAAUCACUAUAUAUAGGGUA
This is a messenger RNA of Ictalurus furcatus (blue catfish), 2831 nucleotides long. It is a transcript of the gene gls2a, whose product is annotated as glutaminase 2a (liver, mitochondrial). NCBI's taxonomy places the organism in Eukaryota, Metazoa, Chordata, Actinopteri, Siluriformes, Ictaluridae. The transcript has 18 exons. The record is from RefSeq and is a predicted model, not a curated record. Gene Ontology annotation, biological process: L-glutamine catabolic process. Bases 256 to 2094 code for a protein of 612 amino acids. Gene Ontology annotation, molecular function: glutaminase activity; protein binding.